Molecule: messenger RNA, 309 nt
Organism: Gongylonema pulchrum
Lineage: Eukaryota; Metazoa; Nematoda; Chromadorea; Rhabditida; Gongylonematidae
Source: the annotation of a GenBank genome assembly
AUGCGUAGCAAAGGAUUUCGUUCACUGAUUGAUGUACGAAGCGAACUGAAAUCUGAACUUGUCAAAGAUCAAGCGAGAAUGCUCGGCAUCGCACAAUGGAAACGAUUUGAUGUGUUGAAUCGAUAUUUGCGCGGUUUUCGACCGGGCGAAAUGACCGUAAUCACGGGUGGAACGGGUUUCGGCAAAACAACGUUUGUUUGUGAAUAUGCACUCGAUCUUCUCAUCCAGGGUGUCCGUACGCUGUUCUGCAGUUUCGAAAUGCCAGAUGAAAAAAUCUUAAAGUGGAUGCUUGUUCAAUUUGCCGCGUAA